Panicum hallii is the source of this 2002-nucleotide messenger RNA. RefSeq names its product protein NRT1/ PTR FAMILY 8.3-like. Gene Ontology annotation, molecular function: transmembrane transporter activity. Bases 417 to 1835 code for a protein of 472 amino acids. The record is from RefSeq and is a predicted model, not a curated record. Gene Ontology annotation, cellular component: membrane. The transcript has 3 exons. Gene Ontology annotation, biological process: transmembrane transport. Lineage: Eukaryota; Viridiplantae; Streptophyta; Magnoliopsida; Poales; Poaceae.
AACUUGGGUUACUACCAUGGAAGCUCAUAAGGACAUGGAAGCUCAUAGGGACACGUUGCUCUCUGAAGAACCCCUUCUUGAGUUACUGAAUGCUUUGAGGAGCUAGCAUACUAUGGCAUCCAGUUCAACCUGGUUACUUUUCUAAAGACCGUGCUACAUGAAAAUAAUGUUACCGCAGCAAGAAACUAUUCGAAUUGGCAGGGGACUUGCUAUAUCGCACCAUUGGUUGGAGCUAUCAUUGCCGAUUCCUAUUUGGGCAGAUAUCUGACUACAGUGGUUUUCUUCACAGUUUACCUAGUUGUAAGCACACAAAAUUAAAAAUUUGUGAAAAAAUAUUCUGUUCUUCUUCAUCAUUAACAACAACAAAAAACAAAUAAAAGGGGUAGGAAAAAAAGUUUAGUAUACCUCAAAUUCAUAUGUUGCCACCAUCAAUCAAUCUUUCGAAAAUUCUGUCUUGGGCACCUACUUUAGUUAUUUCCACUGACCAAUUUCCUGAUCUUGUUCAACACAAGGGGAUGGCUGCAAUGUCCAUUUCAGCAUCAUUCCCGACAUGUGCCGGACCUGACUGCCUGCAGGAUGGUUCUUUUAAGUCAUUCGUGUUCUUUCUCGGCCUCUACAUGAUGGCAAUAGGAGCUGGUGGCAUCAAGCCCUGUGUCUCAUCUUUCGGCGCCGACCAGUUCGAUGACAGCAUCCCAGCCGAGAGGCUAAAGAAGGAUUCCUUCUUCAACUGGUUCUUCUUCGCGAUCUACAUCGGCAGCUUCGUCUCGGGCACCGCUGUUGUGUGGGUGCAAGAUCACUGCGGAUGGGUUGUAGGCCUUGGGAUCCCAACGCUGUUCAUCGCAUUCGCCAUCGCAAGCUUCAUGUUGGGUUCCAGUUCAUAUAGGUUCCAAAAGCCUCUUGGGAGCCCAAUCGUCAGAGUUUUCCAGGUCCUCGUUGCAGCAACUCGCAAGUGGGCUAUCAGAGUCCCGCGCGAUGAUUCUCUUCUCCACGAGGCACCUGAGAUGGUGGAUGUCCAUAAACUGCAGCAUACACCAGAGCUCAGAUUUCUUGACAAGGCUGCAGUGAUCUCAUCAGACGACGAGAUAGCUGAUCCAUGGAGACUUUGCACGGUCACGCAGGUCGAGGAGCUGAAGGUGGUCGUCGGCAUGCUCCCCAUCUGGGCCACCGGGAUCGUAUACUUCUCCGUCCUGGCGCAGUUCUCCUCCACGUUCCUGGAGCAAGGCAGAACGAUGAACAAGCAGGUCGGCGCGUUCGCCAUCCCGCCGGCGUCCCUGGCAUCGUUUGACGCCGUGAGCGUCAUCUUCUGGGUGCCCGUCUACGACCGGGUCCUCGUGCCCGCAGCCAGGCGACUCACCGGCAGGGAGCGGGGCCUCUCGGAGCUGCAGCGCUUCGGCGCUGGCCUGCUCCUCUCGGUCCUGGUGAUGGCCGCGGCGGCGCUGGUCGAGAUGCGGCGCCUGGCGCUGGCGCGCGGCGAGGGCCUGUCGUCGAUGAGCAUCCUGUGGCAGGUGCCCCAGUACUUCCUGGUGGGCGCCAGCGUCGUGUUCGCGUGCGUCGGGCAGACGGAGUUCUUCUACAACGAGGCGCCGCCGUCGAUGCGGAGCCUGUGCUCGGCGCUGGCGCUGCUGACGGUGGCGCUCGGGAGCUACCUGAGCUCGCUCGUGGUGACCGCGGUGGCCUGGCUCACGACGGGGGGCGGCGAGGCCGGGUGGAUACCCGAUGACCUCAACGAGGGCCACCUCGAUCGCUUCUUCUGGCUCCUCGCGGCGAUGAGCGCGCUCAACCUGGCGGUGUUCGUGUGCUGCGCGAGGCGGUACAGUCGCAAGAACGUUUACUGAGGGGCAGUUCUGCUUUGUGGCUGGCGAGGCCCCUCUGCAAAAAUGAAGACUAAGGAGGAUCAUUCGUGUAUCUCUCUCUUUAGCCCGUCUAAAAUUCAUGUAUGAAUCCAAGUGUCAUGAUAUCUUAAUUCUGCAAAUAAAAAAGUUAUGUUCUUACAUUUUAAUAA